GUCAUCCAAGCUUUAAUUGCCGGUUCAUUGUAUUACGGAACACCAGCUACAACAAGAGGUUCUUUCUCAAGAUCAGGUUCUUUAUAUUUCAUGAUUUUAUAUUUUUCAUUAAUGGGUCUUGCAGAAGUUUCUGGCCAAUUUGCUGAUCGUCCAAUCCUAUUAAAGCAAAAAUCUUAUUCAUUUUAUCAUCCUUCAGCAGAAACCAUCUCAGCAACUUUGACAAAAUUCCCAUUCAAGUUAUUAUCAGUCACUGCUUUUUACCUCAUUACUUAUUUCUUGUCCAAUCUAACUCGUGAUGCUGGGAAAUUCUUCCUAACUUAUCUAUUCCUUGUCGUUUCAUCUGAAACAAUCACUGCAAUGUUUCAAAUGGUUGCUGCGCUAUCUCAAAAUGUUGCAGGUGCUAAUGCAGUUGCUGGUAUUUUAAUGUUGGCCAUCUCGUUAUACUCUUGUUAUAUGAUCCAGUUGAAAUCUAUGCAUCCUUGGUUCAAAUGGAUCUCAUACAUUAAUCCAAUCAGAUAUGGGUUUGAAAACAUGUUGGCUGAUGAGUUUCAUGGGCGUAAGAUGGAUUGUGGUGGUUCUUUAGUCCCUAGUGGUCCAGGUUAUGAAAAUGUUGAUAGUGCAAAUCAAGUUUGUGCGUUUGUUGGUUCAGUGCCUGGUCAAAGUUGGGUCUCUGGUGAUAGUUAUUUGAAAGUUCAAUUCAAUUUCAAAUAUACACAUAUUUGGAGAAAUUUUGGUAUCUUGAUUGGGUUCUUCAUCUUCUUCCUUGGUGUUAAUGCUAUUUGUACCGAAUUUAAAAGACCUGUCAAAGGUGGUGGUGACCAUUUAUAUUUCAAACGUGGUGGGAAACCAUCAGAUGAAGUUUUAUUAUCAAGUGAUGCUCAAGCUGCUGAUAUCGAGGCCGGUACAAGCGAUCGUCCAAUUCAAGAUCAUGAUUUAAAAUCUGGUAGUUCCUCAACUGAUAAUGAUGUUUUCGAAGGAUUAGGUUCAAAAUCAGUAUUCGCAUGGCAAAAUGUUGAUUACGUGAUUCCAUAUAAAGGUGGUUCAAGAAAAUUGUUGGAUAAUGUUCAAGGUUAUGUUAAACCAGGAACUUUAACUGCCUUAAUGGGUGAAUCUGGUGCUGGUAAGACUACAUUGUUGAACACUUUGGCUCAACGUAUUGAUAUGGGUACAAUUACUGGUUCAAUGUUGGUUAAUGGUAAACCUUUAGAUACAUCUUUCAAAAGAUCCACUGGUUAUGUCCAACAACAAGAUUUACACAUUGCUGAAAUGACUGUUAGAGAAUCUUUACAAUUUGCAGCUCGUUUGCGUCGUCCAAAAUCUGUUUCAGAUUCUGAAAAAUUGGAUUAUGUUGAGAAAAUUAUCAAAAUUUUACAAAUGGAGGCAUAUUCUGAAGCUAUUGUUGGUACUUUGGGUAGUGGAUUAAAUGUUGAACAACGUAAAAAAUUAUCCAUUGGUGUUGAAUUAGUUGCUAAACCGUCAUUAUUAUUGUUUUUGGAUGAACCUACCUCUGGUUUAGAUUCUCAAAGUGCUUGGGCUAUUGUUCAUUUAUUAAGACAAUUGGCUCAAGCUGGUCAAUCAAUCUUGUGUACCAUUCAUCAACCUUCUGCUACAUUAUUUGAAGCUUUUGAUAGAUUAUUAUUGUUGAAGAAAGGUGGUCAAACAGUUUAUUUUGGUAACAUUGGUGAAAAUUCAAGAAUUUUGUUGGAUUAUUUCGAAAGAAAUGGGGCAAGAAAAUGUGAAAAACAUGAAAAUCCAGCUGAAUAUAUCUUGGAAUCUAUUGGUGCAGGUGCUACUGCUAGUGUUCAUGAAGAUUGGUAUGAAAAAUGGGCAAAUUCUCAAGAAUAUUUGGAUACAACUAGAGAAAUUGAAAUUUUAAUGAGGGAAACUAAUGAAAAAUUGGGUGAUCAAGAUCAAGCUUCUAAUAAAGAAUUACAAAGCACUUUUGCCUUACCAUAUUUGGAUCAGUUAUAUUAUGUUACAAGACGUACUGGUAUUCAAUUCUAUAGAGAUCCUCAAUAUAUUGGUGCUAAAUUCUCACUUAUGAUUACUGGUGGUUUAUUUGUCGGAUUUACAUUUUGGAGUUUGAAAGAAACUAUAAUUGGUAUGCAAAACGGUAUGUUUGUUGUGUUCAUGGCUAUUAUCAUCUCUGCUCCAGCUAUCAAUCAAAUUCAAGAAAGAGCUGUUGCAUCAAGAGAAUUAUUCGAAGUUAGAGAAUCCAAAUCAAAUACUUUCCAUUGGUCAACUUUAGCUGCUGUUUGGUAUUUGAAUUAUUCUAUCAUUUAUCAAUUUUAUUAUAUUUCAUUAGGUUUAUUCAUUGUUUACAUGUCACCAGAUUUAGCAUCAUCAACCGUCAUUACUGGUUUGUUCUUGACUAUGAUGAUUUCAUUCUGUGGUGUUGUUCAACCAAUGUCACUAAUGCCUGGAUUCUGGACUUUUAUGUGGAAAGUCUCACCAUUAACUUAUGUGAUUCAAACCUUGUUGUCCCUCAUUUUACAUGAAAGAAAGAUCAGAUGUGGAAAAGAUGAAUAUAAUUAUUUUGAACCACCUUCAGGAAUGACUUGUCAAGAUUUUGCUGGUCCAUUUGUUAAUCAUGUUAGUGGGUAUUUGCAAAAUCCAAGUGCAACCUCAAACUGUGCUUAUUGUCAAUAUAGUGUUGGUGAUGAUUAUCUAAAGACGGUUAGUGUUAGUUUUGGAAACAGAUGGAGAAACUUUGGUUUCAUGUGGGUUUAUAUUAUCUUCAACAUCUUCACCAUGUGUGCUGUCUACUACAUUUUCCGUGUUGCUAACAUCAGUCCACUUGGUUUUAUUAAGGAAAAACUGGAAGCUUCCAAAAGAAAAAGAGAAGAGAAGAAGGGUCAAAAUGUUUCAGAAGCAUAA
Molecule: messenger RNA, 2877 nt
Organism: Hansenula anomala
Lineage: Eukaryota; Fungi; Ascomycota; Saccharomycetes; Phaffomycetales; Wickerhamomycetaceae
Exons: 2
Biological process (GO): transmembrane transport
Cellular component (GO): membrane
Molecular function (GO): ATP binding; ABC-type transporter activity; ATP hydrolysis activity
Source: RefSeq, a predicted model, not a curated record